Penicilliopsis zonata CBS 506.65 is the source of this 950-nucleotide messenger RNA. RefSeq lists its product as hypothetical. The transcript has 3 exons. The coding region runs from base 232 to 810 and encodes 192 amino acids. The record is from RefSeq and is a predicted model, not a curated record. Lineage: Eukaryota; Fungi; Ascomycota; Eurotiomycetes; Eurotiales; Aspergillaceae.
UAGCAUCCUAUUCCCUUUCUUUCCCUGUCUCCUUCCUAUUUUCUUUUCUUUUUGCAUCUUAUAUUUCUCUACAACCCUUGACUAUCAUUAAUAGCACGACAUCUCUACCUCGCAAAGCGAUAGUGUUUUGCCGCCCUCCUUGACAACGCCCACAGCGACCAACUUCAAGUUUACCAACUCAGCUUUUCCUUCUGUUAUAUAUACUACUCUAUUAGUAUCAUAAAACUCAAGAUGCUUUCCGCAAGAUACGGUGCUCUGGGGGCGACUUUCCAGAUCUCACGCCUCUUCCAAGUUUGUUCUCUCAUCGCCAUCAUUGGGAUGACGGCCAAUUUCAUCUCUGAGAUCAUCGGUGACGACCUGACACCCCCAAGCGUUCUAAUUGGAACCAUCAGUGUGACUUCCAUCGCGGCCAUCUACUGCAUCAUCUCCACUAUUCUGUUCAUGGAUAAUAUCCUUCCAUUUCUCCUCGGUGCCAUCACGGACGGGCUGGUUCUUAUCGCUGUCAUCGUGGUGGCGGUUGUGGUGGGCAAGCCGGUGUCGUAUCUGGAGUGCAAUGUCAUCGGGGAUUUGACAGGAGACAGCACAUCCGCGUAUGACUUCACCGUGACUCUAGAGAAUGCUCUGAAUGAGGCGGGGGGCAGGAUCAAAUACAGCGACUGGAUUGGAGCGUCCAAGGCGAUCUGUUUGGAGACGAAGGCGAUUUGGGGAUUGACUAUUGCGCUGUGCAUCCUGUUCUUCUUCUCCACCAUCUGUAGCGUCUGUCUGUGGCGCCAGAAGAAGCUCAACUCCGGCGAGAAGCUCGAGGGAUAAAUAACAGCAAAGGCAUUGCACCAUUUGAGCCCUGGAGGCGAUGGGAUACGGCUGGGUCAGCACUUACGUACUUGACAAGCACAUUCACAGGACGAGAAUCAUGGAGGAUUAAUAAUAGGUCGGGUCGGCUUUCUGUCAAA